AUGGGGCUGCGCGCCGCCGGGCUCAUCGGCUGCUGCUGCCUGCUGCCCCUCGUCCUCCCCGCAGCCCCAGGUGUGAACUGUAAAACUGGCUGCCACCCAGAGAAUGGAUUUUGUGAAUUUCCAGGUGAAUGCAGGUGUCAACCUGGUUGGCAGGGUGCUCUUUGUAAUCAGUGUGUUCCCUUCCCUGGCUGUUUGCACGGCAGCUGUGCCAAGCCCUGGCAGUGCAUUUGUGAGGAGGGCUGGGUUGGCAGCCUCUGUGACAUAGAUAUUCACCCGUGUUCUGCAAAGCCCUGCACCAAUAACUCAACGUGCAUAGAGACUGGAGAUGGGGGAUAUAUUUGCCUGUGUGCCCAGGGAUUUAUGGGAAAAAACUGCCAUCUGAAAAAAGGACCCUGCAUUAUUAAUGGCUCUCCGUGCCAGAACGGAGGAACGUGCGUUGACGACAAUGGGUUUGCACCCCAUGCUUCCUGUCUGUGCCCUUCUGGUUUUGCUGGCAACUUCUGUGAAAUAGAUAGAGAUGACUGUGAAUCCAACCCGUGUGAAAAUGGAGGAACAUGUACAGAUAUUGGUGGGGGUUUCAGUUGCUUUUGUCCCCAUGGCUAUACAGGAAAGCUUUGCAGCAGCCACAUCUUAUUCUGUGCAAGCAGCCCAUGUGAGAAUGGAGGCACAUGUAUUGAACAUCCACAGGGAGGAUUUGAAUGCAUCUGUAAGCCAGAAUUCAUCGGUGGGACCUGCAAACAUCCCAGCAAUAGCACAAGUCUUCCUGGAGUGAAUGUGGAGACAAAGCACACCCAGAAUCACAAGCCACCCUCCAAAGCUCAUCACAGAUCAGUGCAGCAACAAGAAGUCCUGAAAAUAACAAUGAAAGAAACAAUCCAAAAGGCAGAUCCCUUGCUCAGCAGAAGCCAGGUGAUAUGUUUUGUUGUACUGGGCCUACUGACGUGUCUUGUUGUGUUGGGUACAACCGGCAUUGUGUUCUUUUCCAAAUGUGAAAUGUGGCUCGCUAACGCCAAAUACAGCCACCUCCUGCGCAAGAAGAAGAACUUCUUACUGAAAUCCAACAACGGGGAAAACCUCUCUGUUAACAUUAUCUUCCCAGAGAAGAUCAAAUUGACUAAUUACACUAAGAACUACACCGCCAUCUAG
Colius striatus (speckled mousebird) is the source of this 1146-nucleotide messenger RNA. It is a transcript of the gene DLK1, whose product is annotated as delta like non-canonical Notch ligand 1. The transcript has 5 exons. The record is from RefSeq and is a predicted model, not a curated record. Bases 1 to 1146 code for a protein of 381 amino acids. Gene Ontology annotation, cellular component: plasma membrane; protein-containing complex. NCBI's taxonomy places the organism in Eukaryota, Metazoa, Chordata, Aves, Coliiformes, Coliidae. Gene Ontology annotation, biological process: heterophilic cell-cell adhesion; establishment or maintenance of epithelial cell apical/basal polarity. Gene Ontology annotation, molecular function: calcium ion binding.